Molecule: messenger RNA, 2708 nt
Organism: Spirometra erinaceieuropaei
Lineage: Eukaryota; Metazoa; Platyhelminthes; Cestoda; Diphyllobothriidea; Diphyllobothriidae
Source: the annotation of a GenBank genome assembly
AUGUACGGUCGCCGGCAGUAAGUAAGUACUUUCAAGAAAAGCGUAUCAUCGCGCACCAAAUGAAUUGCAUCUGUGGCAAACCAGUGCAUUUCAAAACCUUUCGUAAGCCAAUUGAUGGUGUGGCAUUUCGCUAACCCAAAUGCCGAAAACCGAAAUCCAUAAGCAAUCGAUCUAUCGGCAAUACUAAGAAUUAUACAAGACUUCGUUUGGGACACGCCGAUGGCAGAAUGUGCAGGUAACAUAGGCAUAUCGCGUACAACAGGAGUCUUAUGAUACGCCGUGUGCAGAAAUGUGUGCUCCAAUGGCUUUCGACGAGGAAUUACCCAAGUAGGUAGUGAGAGCGUAGAGGUCCAGAUGAAAGAAACUUUGGUUAGGCAAAGAAAAUAAAACGUCUGACGCUGAAAAUGGCAGGGCUAUUUGAUCGCUCUUUACAAUACUGACCGUAAAAGAGCCGGUUUUGAGCAAGUUGAUAACAGGAGUGCGGCUUCACUCACUAAAAUCAUCAGGAAAUGGGUUGUACCUGGAUGAGUUAAAGGUUGAUGUCGUGCCAAUUGAAAUCCCUGCAGCCCUCCAUUUUUAUUGUUUAAAAUCCUGGUUGAGUGUUUGUUGUGGAGCAGAGGGUGUGGUGGUACACCAAGGUGUGGGUUUUCUCCCUGUCAUCCACCUGUGGCCCCUCCCACCUCCGGCCUUCUUGAUUUUGCCAUGACACCUGGUUCAGGUGGGGAAGAAAAUACAGUGCGGUAAAUUCUGCACAUGUCUAAUAUUAUUAUAAACUAGUGAACGCGCAAUUCAUCGUUCCUGCUCUCACCUUGUUGCAGAGUGCACAGUGGGCACCGUCGAAAUUGACGGUCGAGCGGUCACCUCAGCAUAUGUGACGUCAUAUGGCCGGGUACCUCCGUCCCUGUACUGUCGUGCAACAGCCAUUUAACCGCGCCGAUGAACCAUGAGCGACCGUACUGCUGCCGCGUUGAUCCCCGCCACGAUACCGCGCCCAUCCCUGUAGUUUUUCACCACUGUCACGAUGAACAUAAGAUUUUAUGUGAGAAUAUGCAUCACUCGAUCGUGCGUUAUUUGUCGUUAGUGUCGUAAAAUAUAAAAUGUGAUUAUAUAAAUAUGCAUUAGUAUUCCGGUGUGCGUCGAAUGUUGUGCAUCUUGUUGGGGAUGUGGAAGUAUCCAGUCAGGGGACACACCCUGCAGGAUGUAGUAGGUCGUAUCAUGUACAUCGACCAUGGAUUGGCUGCUUCGAAUAGCCUUUAACUGGCACCCAAAUAUCGUCUGCUGUUCACCGAAACUAAGCUCGGCCCAACGGCUACGUCCCGACAACCGCAUCGACCGGUAGACAAAACCAGAUGAGGGUAUUCGGUGUUGCGUGCGUCCAAACACGACAAAUCUACCCUCUUCAUCCCACUUUCAAAAAGUCCUACGGGAGGGCUACAUGAAAUCCCACGGACGGCCCAGGAUAACUCAAGUCGCCCACCUGCCCAACAGAAUCGUGAUCCACAGUGGGGUUCGACGGCGUCUAGGAUGACUUGUCGCGAACGCGAAGGACACGAUUACCAAUCCCAGACUAUGGAUAUCAGGCCAAGACGGGAGUUAUGCAAGAAUUAAUAAUUAAAUGUUAAACGACCCAAUAGUCCAACACAUGCCACGCGCGUCGCGUUGAGCCGAGUUCCUUCCAUUCGUAUAAACAAACAGUAACUUCAGGAAUGAUGAACAGGUAGAUAAAUGCAAGAUAGCCUCGCGCCUCGGCACAGACUAAGCAGUCUCAUUUAGGGGUAGCACGGUUUAGCACCUCGAGUGGGAAGGGGCUAGAAAAGGUACUCUAAACAAAUGCUGGAUCACGUCAUCUGCAUGCUGACCAUGUCUCGCAGAUGUACAGGUAACGAUCUAAACAAUCAAACGAACAACAACCGUCGUUAUCAUCUCCCCAGUUUCCUUCCACAGGCCACUAGGGUGAAGUCGUCCACUUAGGCAGCCUGGAAUGUUCUUUCCCGUUUCAGACUACCCACGGGGAAUCGACCAAAAAGGACGGCACUGAUCAGUCGAGAACUGGCGCACUACAAGGUGGACAUCGUUGAUCUCGGCGAGAGCCUAUUCUCCGAACAAGGCCAGUCGAAGGUGGGUGCCGGCUACACCUUCUGGAGCGCCUGCACAAAGGCAGAACAACGUGAUGCUAACGUCGUCCUCGCCAUCCGGAGCUACUGCCUGUUAAAUUUGUCUGGUCACUGCCAUGACUUCAGCUACCAAUUGGCCCAACAUCUGGAAGACCUGCAGGCUCUGCACGACAACUUCACCGUGGAGACAGUAGUGGCAACUGUGGAAGGCUAUCGACUCCGCUCCGCUGAAGUCCUCGGGCGCACAUGUUGUCAACACCAGGACUGGUUCGACGAAGACGACGCGGACAUCAGUAAUCUACGUGCCAAGAAAAGUAGACUUCAUAAAGUCUACAUCAACUGGAAGCCCGCGUAAAUAAAGCUGCCUUCUUUUACUGUCGACGCCCAGUACGACAGCGACUGCGCGAGAUGCAAGACGCCGGGAUGGUUUGCAAGACUGAGGAAAUACAGUGUCACACGGACCGUAACGAUAUGAAGAAUUUUUACGUCACCAUCAAGGAAUUCUACGAUCUCCGCGCCAAAGAAACCGCGCCGCUGCUCGGCUCCGAGAGAACAACAUUCCUCACGGAGAAGUCGCAGAUGCUGAAGGGCUAG